AGUCCUAUUUGGGACCCCUGUGGAGCUCUCCAAGAUGGCGUCCGAAGUCGCAACGUUGAAAGAACAAGAUCAUUUCUUGCGCGAAGGCAUUCGGCAGAACCUUUCGUCGUGGCUGCAAAAACUAUCAUGUGAUGGGGAUGUCGAGAGAAAGCUUGAAUACAAGAAGAAACUGGUGAAAAAGCUCCGUGUAUCACCGAUCGCUGUUGCGACCGAGCAAGCGAAUGAACAACAUUACGAAGUCCCCACCGAGUUCUUUUUGACGGUGCUUGGUAAAAGACUGAAGUACAGCUCUUGCAUUUGGCCAGAGGGAGUGUCAACUUUAGAACAAGCUGAAGAUGCAGUGCUGGACCAGGUUUGCAAGAGGGCACAAGUAGAAGAUGGUCAAGAUGUUAUGGAUCUGGGGUGUGGUUGGGGAUCUCUUGCUCUGUGGGUUUGUGAGAAAUAUCCCAACUGUAAGGUGACCUGUGUGUCGAACUCACAGACUCAGAGGGCAUUUAUUGAGAAACAAGCACAGCUAAGGGGCUUCACAAACAGACUACAGUGCAUUACAGCUGAUGCUAAUGUGUUUUCAACCUCACUGAGAUUUGACAGGAUCAUAUCAAAUGAAAUGUUUGAGCACAUGAAGAACUACGAGAUUUUGAUGUCCCGUGUUUCCAGCUGGUUAAAGCCACACGGUCUACUGUUCAUCCAAAUUCUCUGCCACCGGGAGUUUGCCUACGAAUUCAAAACCAAGAAAGGCUCAGACACAGAAUGGAUGGCAAAGAACUUCUUUACUGGAGGUACCAUGCCAUCAAGUGACUUGUUCUUCUACUUUCAGAAAGACCUGUUUGUCAAAGACCACUGGCAUGUGAAUGGAAAACAUUACUCUAAGACCUUAGAAGCUUGGCUCGAGAGAAUGUAUGAAAAUCUGGAUAAAGUAAAAGAGGUCUUUAGUGCUUCGUAUGGGAGUAAUAAUGUGACUCAGCAAGUGUUUAAUUGGAGGAUGUUUUUCAUUUAUUGCUCGGAGACUUUCGGUUUUAAUCAUGGAAAUGACUGGAUGGUAUCGCAUUAUUUGUUUAAGAAGAGAGUUGCUAGUUCUCUGUGAACUAUUUUUUAGUAAAAGUUACAACAUAUAUUCUUACAUUAUUUACAGGAAGUACGAACUUUUUUGAACUAUGAAAGGUAAUAUACUGUACAAGACUUAGGUCUUAAUCCUCUACAUUAAUAAAAAAAGAUCAGACAAACA
Messenger RNA from Nematostella vectensis (starlet sea anemone), 1225 nucleotides. RefSeq names its product (S)-coclaurine N-methyltransferase. The record is from RefSeq and is a predicted model, not a curated record. The coding region runs from base 35 to 1084 and encodes 349 amino acids. The transcript is spliced from 5 exons. Lineage: Eukaryota; Metazoa; Cnidaria; Anthozoa; Actiniaria; Edwardsiidae.